Molecule: messenger RNA, 8832 nt
Organism: Hirundo rustica (Barn swallow)
Lineage: Eukaryota; Metazoa; Chordata; Aves; Passeriformes; Hirundinidae
Gene: OTOF
Product: otoferlin
Exons: 49
Coding region: 153-6047 (1964 amino acids)
Biological process (GO): synaptic vesicle priming; plasma membrane organization
Cellular component (GO): presynaptic active zone membrane; synaptic vesicle membrane
Molecular function (GO): AP-2 adaptor complex binding; calcium ion binding
Source: RefSeq, a predicted model, not a curated record
CCCGGGUGCUGGAAAACUGCGAGGACGAGGCCAGGUUUGAGGAGACUUUCCGCUGGCCGGUGGCGACCGAGAUCGACGGGAACGAGAUCCUGGAGAUCCAGGUGUUCAACUACAGCAAGGUCUUCGCCAACAGGCUGAUCGGAACGUUCCGGAUGGUCCUGCAGAAGGCGGUGGAGGAAGGGCGGCUGGAGGUGACGGACACGCUCAUCGACGACAACAAUUCCGCCAUCCAGACCAGCAUCUCCAUCGGGAUCCGCUACCAGGCUCUGGAUGGGACGGUGGGCACCUGGAACGACAAGGAAUUCCUGGAGACGCACUCGGAAGGGGAUGGAAGGUAUUCCUUGGAGACCGACAGCCUCCUGUCCAGCCACCGGCACGGCUCCGACGCCUCUCCCGGGAAAUCCAACCGGGAAUCCACGGAGAGGAGCUUCAGGAGGAUGGAAGAGGACGAGCUGUAUUUCCACAGCGAGGACGAACUCCUGGGAGAGGGGGAUUCCCUGAGCCAGGGAUCCCAGGACACGAGCGAAGACCCGGAGGAUCGCAGAUCCAAGGCCAAAGGGAAAGAGAGAAAACACCUGGCGUUGCCCUUCAGCAAAGGCAAGGAGAAGACCAAGGAGCACAAAGCUGGGAAAGGAGUUUUUUCCGCCAUGAAGCUUGGGAAGACGCGCCCGUCCAAGGAUGAGCAUCGGAAGCAAGACGAUCCGGCUGUUUUGGAAACGGAAGACCUGGAUGGAAAGGGCAGGAGAUACGGAGCGGGCCUGGAGCCGGACGCCGUGUCCCUGGCCUCCGUCACCGCCGUCACCACCAACGUCUCCAACAAGAGGUCCAAGCCCGACAUCAGGAUGGAGCCGAGCGCCGGGAGACCCAUGGAUUACCAGGUGAGCGUCACCGUCAUCGAGGCCCGGCAGCUGGUGGGGCUGAACAUGGAUCCGGUGGUUUGCGUGGAAGUUGGCGAGGAGAAGAAAUUCACUUCCAUGAAGGAAUCCACAAAUUGUCCCUACUACAACGAGUAUUUCGUCUUCGAUUUCCACGUCCCCCCCGACGUCAUGUUCGACAAGAUCAUCAAGCUCUCCGUGAUCCACUCCAAAAACCUCCUGCGGAGCGGGACGCUGGUGGGAUCCUUCAAGAUGGAUGUCGGGACUGUUUACACGCAACCCGAGCACCAGUUCUACCACAAAUGGGCCAUCCUCUCCGACCCCGAGGACCUGACGGCCGGCCUCAAGGGCUACCUCAAGUGUGACAUCGCCGUGGUGGGAAAAGGGGACAACAUCAAGACCCCGCACAAGGCCAACGAGACGGACGAGGACGACAUCGAAGGGAACCUCCUGCUCCCGGACGGGGUCCCCCCGGAGCGGCAGUGGGCUCGGUUCUACGUCAAGAUCUACCGCGCCGAGGGGCUGCCGCGGAUGAACGCCAGCAUCAUGGCCAACGUCAAGAAGGCCCUCAUCGGGGAGAACAAGGACCUGGUGGACCCCUACGUGCAGGUGGCCUUCGCGGGGCAGAAGGGAAAGACAUCCGUACAAAAGAGCAGCUACGAGCCCCUCUGGAACGAGCAAAUCAUCUUCACGGAGAUGUUCCCCCCACUGUGCAAGCGGAUCAAGAUCCAGAUCCGGGACUCGGACAAGGUCAACGACGUGGCCAUCGGGACCCAUUUCAUCGAUCUGAGGAAGAUCUCCAACGAAGGCGACAAAGGUUUCCUGCCCACCUUCGGCCCCGCCUGGGUGAACAUGUACGGCUCCACCCGGAACUACACCCUCAUGGACGAGCACCAGGAGCUCAACGAGGGCCUGGGCGAGGGCGUCUCCUUCCGCGCCCGGCUCCUGCUGGGCCUGGCCGUGGAGAUCCUGGACACCACCAACCCCGAGAUCAACAGCUCCACCGAGGUGCAGGUGGAGCAGGCCACGGCCGUGGCUGACAACUGCAGCGGGAAGAUGGAGGAAUUCUUCCUCUUCGGAGCCUUCCUGGAGGCCACCAUGAUCGACAGGAAGAUUGGGGACAAACCCAUCAACUUCGAGGUCACCAUAGGUAACUACGGCAACCAGGUGGAUGGCUGCAGCAAACCCCUCCUGCGGAGGAAGAAGGAGGGAGGGGACGGGGACGAGGAGGAGUCGGAGCUGCUCCAGAACUCCAGUGAGGAUGAAGGCGGUGAGGAUGGAGAGAUGGUUUCCGUUUCUUCAUCCCAGCCCAUGAAGCCCCUGGUUACGGACAGGAAUUACUUCCACCUGCCCUACCUGGAGAAGAAGCCCUGCAUCUACAUCCGGAGCUGGUGGCAGGACCAGCGGCGCCGGCUCUACAACGCCAACAUCAUGGACAAGAUCGCGGAUAAACUGGAGGAGGGUCUCAACGACGUGCAGGAGAUGAUCAAGACGGAGAAGCCGCACCCCGAGCGCCGGCUCCGGGGGGUCCUGGAGGAGCUGAGCAGCGGCUGCCUGCGCUUCCUGAGCUUGGCCGACAAGGAGCAGCACCACUCGUCCCGCACGAGGCUGGACCGGGAGAGGCUCAAAUCCUGCAUGCGGGAGCUGGAGAACAUGGCCCAGCAGGCCACGGCCCUGCGCUCCCAGGUCAAGAGGAACACCACGAAGGACAAGCUGAAGCUGGUGCAGAACUUCCUGCAGAAGCUGCGGUUCCUGGCGGAUGAGCCCCAGCACACGAUUCCCGACGUUUUCAUCUGGAUGAUGAGCAACAACAAGCGCGUCGCCUACGCCCGCGUCCCUUCCAAGGACAUCCUGUACUCCAUCGUGGACGAGGAGAUGGGCAAGGACUGCGCCAAAGUGAAGACGGUUUUCCUCAAGCUCCCUGGGAAGAGGGGCUUCGGCCCCGCUGGCUGGACAGUCCAGGCCAAGAUGGAGAUCUACCUGUGGCUGGGCCUCAACAAGCAGCGCAAGGAUUUCCUGAGCGGCCUCCCCUGUGGCUUCGAGGAGAAGAAAGUCCCCCGAGCCCAAAACCUUCCCUCCUUCCCACCCAUCAGCCUCCUGUACACCAAGAAACAGGUGUUCCAGCUGCGAGCCCACAUGUACCAGGCCAGGAGUUUGUUCGCAGCCGACAGCAGCGGCCUCUCGGAUCCCUUCGCGCGCGUCUUCUUCAUCUCCCAGAGCCAGUGCACCGAGGUUCUCAACGAGACCCUUUGCCCGACCUGGGACCAGCUCCUGGUGUUCGACAACGUGGAGCUGUACGGGGAAGCUCACGAGAUGCGGGACGACCCCCCCAUCAUCGUCAUCGAGAUCUAUGACCAGGACACCGUGGGAAAAGCCGACUUCAUGGGCCGGACGUUCGCCAAGCCGGUGGUGAAGAUGUCGGACGAGCAGUACUGCCCGCCGCGCUUCCCGCCGCAGCUGGAAUAUUACCAGAUCUACCGCGGCAACGCCACGGCCGGGGACCUGCUGGCUGCCUUCGAGCUGCUCCAGAUCGGCCCUGGGGGUAAAUCAGACCUGCCUCCAAUCGACGGCCCCACGGACAUGGACCGAGGUCCCAUCCUGCCCGUGCCUCUGGGAAUUCGGCCGGUGCUGAGCAGAUACAGAGUGGAGAUCCUGUUCUGGGGGCUCAGGGACCUGAAGAGAGUGAACCUGGCCCAGGUGGACCGGCCCCGAGUGGACAUCGAGUGUGCCGGGAAGGGCGUCCAGUCUGCCCUGAUCCAGAACUACAAGAAAAACCCCAACUUCAGCACUUUGGUCAAGUGGUUCGAGGUGGACCUCCCGGAGAACGAGCUGCUGCACCCGCCGCUGAACAUCCGCGUGGUGGAUUGCCGCGCCUUCGGGCGCUACACCCUGGUGGGCUCCCACACCGUCAGCUCGCUGCGCAAGUUCAUCUACCGCCCUCCCGACCACGGAGCCCAGCCCUGGAACGCGGCAGGGGAGAUCGUUGUCAACAUGGAACCCGAGGUUCCCAUCAAGAAGAUGGACACGAUGGUGAAGCUGGAGGCUAACUCCGACGCAGUGGUGAAGGUGGACGUGACCGAGGAGGAGAAGGAGAAAAAGAAGAAGAAGAAGAAAGGAGGAGGAGGUGGGGAGGAGGUGGAGGAGGAGGAGCCGGACGAGAGCAUGUUGGACUGGUGGUCCAAGUACUUCGCUUCCAUUGAGACGAUGAAGGAGCAACUCCGGCAGCAGGAAGCAGCUGCGGCAGAAGCAGAGGACAAGGAGGAGAUGGAGAUCGGAGAGGGCUCCAAGGCUCAGGUGAAGAGCAAGGACAGGUCCAAGGCACCCAAGGACGACAAGAAGAAGAAGCAGCAGCCAGUCCCUGAGCUCCCCGAGAAGAAGAACAAGCAGAAGAUCGAUGAGCUCAAGGUCUUCAACAAAGAGCUGGAAGCAGAGUUUGACAACUUUGAGGAUUGGCUGCACACCUUCAACCUGCUCCGGGGGAAGAUCGGGGACAACGAUGACAACGCCACGGAGGAGGAGCGGAUAGUGGGGAGGUUCAAAGGCUCCAUGUGCGUCUACAAAGUGCCGCUCCCUGAUGACAUCACCAAGGAGGCGGGAUAUGACCCCACCUUCGGGAUGUUCCAGGGGAUCCCCAGCAACGAUCCCAUCAAUGUGCUGGUCCGAGUCUACAUCGUGCGGGCCACGGAUCUCCACCCGGCUGACAUCAACGGGAAAGCCGAUCCCUACAUCGCCAUCAAGCUGGGCAAGACGGACAUCAAGGACAAGGAGAACUACAUCUCCAAGCAGCUGAACCCCGUCUUUGGGAAAUCCUUUGACAUCGAGGCCACCUUCCCCAUGGAGUCCAUGCUGACCGUGGCUGUGUACGACUGGGACCUGGUGGGCACCGACGACCUCAUCGGGGAGACCAAGAUCGACCUGGAGAACCGCUUCUACAGCAAGCACCGGGCGACCUGCGGGGUGUCCCAGACCUACUCCAUCCAUGGAUACAAUACCUGGCGUGACCCCAUGAAGCCCUCCCAAAUCCUGUCCAAGCUGUGCAAAGAGGGAAAAGUAGAUGGGCCGCACUUUGGGCCAGGGGGAAGAGUGAAAGUUGCCAACAGAGUCUUCACCGGCCCCACGGAGAUCGAGGAUGAAAAUGGCCAGAAGAAGCCGACGGACGAGCACCUGGCACUGGCAGUGCUGCGGCACUGGGAGGACAUCCCACGGGCCGGCUGCCGCCUUGUCCCCGAGCACGUGGAGACGCGGCCGCUGCUCAACCCCGACAAGCCGGGCAUCGAGCAGGGCCGCCUGGAGAUGUGGGUGGACAUGUUCCCCAUGGAUAUGCCGGCACCCGGCCCUGCCAUCGAUAUUUCUCCCAGGAAACCCAAGAAGUACGAGCUCAGGGUGAUCGUGUGGAACACUGACGAGGUCAUCCUGGAGGAUGACGACUACUUCACCGGCGAGAAGUCCAGUGACAUUUUUGUCAGGGGGUGGCUGAAGGGGCAGCAGGAGGACAAGCAGGACACGGAUGUCCAUUAUCACUCCCUCACUGGUGAAGGCAACUUCAACUGGCGUUACAUCUUCCCCUUCGACUACCUGAUGGCCGAGGAGAAGAUCGUCAUCUCCAAGAAGGAGUCCAUGUUCUCCUGGGAUGAGACAGAGUAUAAGAUCCCAGCCCGCCUCACCCUGCAGGUCUGGGAUGCCGACCACUUCUCGGCUGACGAUUUCCUGGGGGCCAUCGAGCUGGAUCUGAACCGCUUCCCCCGGGGAGCCAAAACGUCCAAGCAGUGCAGCCUGGAGAUGGUGACCAACGAGGCCGAGCUGCCCAUGAUCUCCAUCUUCAAGCAGAAGAGGGUCAAGGGCUGGUGGCCGUUUGUGGCCAGAGAUGAGAAUGACGAGCUGGAGAUCACCGGCAAAGUCGAGGCUGAGCUGCACCUUCUGACAGCGGAGGAGGCUGAGAAAUCCCCCGCUGGGCUGGCUCGAAAUGAGCCAGAUCCCCUGGAAAAACCCAAUCGCCCGGAUACGUCAUUCAUCUGGUUCCUGAACCCUCUCAAGUCCAUCAAAUACCUCAUCUGCACCCGCUACAAGUGGCUCAUCAUCAAGAUCGUGCUGGCCCUGCUGCUCCUCAUCAUGGUGGCCCUGUUCCUCUACAGCAUGCCGGGAUACAUGGUCAAGAAGCUGCUGGGAGCAUGAAGGGCAGGAGCCCCUUACGCACCCCAUGCACAACCUUCCCAGCUCCAUGUCCUCCUCCCGGUGACCUCUGGGCAGCCCUACGGGCAUCUUCUCCCUGCUGCUGCUGUUGUAGCUGCUGGGUCUCCUCUGCAUUCUUUCUCUGUGGGUCCCAGUCAGGCUUUAGUCCCAAGGGAAUGGGGUGGGAGCACUGCACAAAUCCCCAGAUUCCUGCACUGGGGCUGGGAGAGGUGCCCAGCUGGCUCCUGUGGGAGUCUCCAGGGCCUCCAUCCAUUGGGGUUGUGGCUGGUGCCUUCCUGGGAAUCAGGGGAAGGAGAGAGGAGCUGGGGCUGCAUCACGGGAGCUGUGGGAGUGCUCUAGGAAGGCUCCUUAGAGGGAUGUUCGGAAUCCAGGAUGGAGCAGGGAGGUGGGAUGGAGCAGCUGGGGAUGUGCCAGCCCCACCAGAGUGAGGGCACAGGGCGUCCCCAGUGCCUGUCCCCACUGCCAGCACCGCCCCUGCUCCACUUGGAGCUCUGGAGGUCACAUUGCCUGGCACAGGGAUCUGUCCCACCUCAGGAAUGUUGGUCAUGGUGUCCCAGCAGACCCUGCAGAGAGCCCUGGGGUGGGCCAGGGGCAGACCCUGCCCUUUCCUCCCAUGGCUCCGGCAGGGACUGUGAUGUGUCCCACAGCUCAAACGUCUUCCCAAGAUCACCCACCCACACGUGGCUGUGGCUGGACAUCCCCAGGGCUCACAGAGCCUCUGGCACAGUGUGAGCUCCCGUUGUCCUUCUGGAUUCUCUGUGUAUUUUGUUUGGCUUGGUAAUUCUUGUGGCUGGAGUCCUUCCGGCCGUGUGUCCUCAGGAAGGGCUCUUUCCUCGGCUCUCCACGAUAUCCAGCUGCUGCAGAGACACCUUUCUCAGCUCCCGGUGUUCAAGACCCCCACAGAAGAACUGAGGACAUCUCAGAGAUGUUUUAAUGAGGAUAUUACUAUUCCAACCAGUCAAUAAAAACCAGCUUUCACAUCCGGGUUCUUGUGGUAGUGGGUGUCAUGGUUCGACACUGGCCAAACGCCUAUGAAAGCAGUUUCUUCAAAAGAAAAUUAGCAAAGGGUUGAUGAGCUGAGAUAAGAAUUGGGAGAAAAACACUCUAAGGGCAAAACAGGUUCAAAUUUAAAGGUAUAAAGUAAAUUUAUUAUUAACAGAGUCAGAGGAGCAUCAUGAGAAAUAAAAGAAGCUUUUUAAACACUCUUCUCCCCCCUCUGCCCCUCCCUCUUUCCUGUGAGCGACUAAUGCACGGACUCAGAGCAGUGCAGAUACUCAGACAUUUAUUGUGAGAAACAAACUGGUUUCAUACACUUCUUCAAGACACAGAAUUUCCUUAUAAGGUAUGUCUUCACUUGCCGUGUCAGCAACACACUUUCAUGUCCUUAUACGUGGGUGAUUGUGUGCUGGCAGGCUCCAGCAGGUUCCUCUCUGUGAUGCCGGGAGAGGCUGCCUGGAACAGAGGCUCGACAGAGUUAAAGGAAUUAAGUGGGUAUUUAUUAAAAGGUCUUCAUAGGAUGCACCUUGGGCAGUACAAGAGCCUGGCCAAGGCUCUACCCAAAAUGGACCAGGGAUCACAAGUUUUAACACUUUAAUAAGUUUUAUCCCUUUACAUAUUGGGGUUAAUUGUCCAAUGACAGCUUCAGGUGAUGAAGUCCCAUCCUCCCAGUUUGCUCUCCUCAAUUUGCUGUUGUUUCUACUUCUUUUACACUCAAGACACCACCCAUAGGGCAUCUGCCACUUCUCAUUUCUUCCCCCCAAGUUCAGGCACAGACGAGCUUCUCUGUGUCCAAUUCCAUCUUACCUCUCUCUUCACUUUCCCACCAAUGGCACAGGGAGACAGAGUGCGGGAGCUUUUGGUCAGUUUGUUAACCGAGAUCUUACUCAGUUGCUCAGGGAGAGGUGGCUUUUCUCUGCUAUUCCGUGGCGUCCCUCCCACGAGAAAAGCAGUUUUCCCAGAACUGCUAUGGCGUGGGUUGUUGGUCCAUGGAGUGUAGUCUUUUAAGGAUAGGCUGCUCUAGUUUGGAAGCAAGGGCCCUGUCUCUCUCUCAUUGGGUCUCCCACAGGUGUCUUAGUUAGAAAGACCAGUGUCUGCUAGGGCAGGGCCUCCCUUGGAAUGGAGAAUUCAACCCCCUUCCCUCUGAAUGAUUAUAAUUUUGAAAAUUAAGGAGGCUCCUAGGCAAAGGCAUGGGGACAGGAAUAACAGUUCUUUACUAGUAUGUACAGCGGGGCAGGAAAACAACAGCCACAGCAUUAACAACAAAACAGAACCAGGGGCCCAGUAACAGCUUCCCUGACUGCAGUACUUUCCCCAUUGCUGCAGUUCCAGUCGCAGCCAGCAGGGGCGCUGCUGGCUUCCGGCCGGCAGAGCGGGUGCGAUUAUCCCCACGUGGCUGCAGGGGGUGCUGUGGUGCUGGCCCGGUGUGGCGGUUUCAUGCAGAUUUUGGGAGAGACCCUCCCACGGGGCUCCCCCUCCCCUCCUCCAACCGGUUCGGGAAAAGACUUCCUCAGAGAGAAGUGGAAAAAAAACCUGUUUAUUAAACAGGCAAAGCACUCCCAGCACAAUCCCCGAUGACAAGAGCUUCGUGCCGCUUACGGAGGGAUAACAAACUUAAAGAUCCUUUUGAGGAUCGUCACUGUGCUCCACUGCUCUGUCUCCGCUGAUGUUGGGAGAAAAGGAGAUGUGCAGGGCUGGUCUUGGUGGGGUGGGUCCCCUGUGGAGGCCCCCGGAGCUUCCCCCAGGUCCUUAGUCCGGAGAGGUUGGAACA